AUGCUCCGAGACGUGAGCAAGUCGACUCUCAACAUUAUGGAAGCAGGUGCCACGGACACGUGUGGGCGCGACGGCGACGGACUCCACGACGCUCGCUCGCAGGUCGAGCCACAACACGUGGACUACGCCAUCAACGACGACUCGGUGAUACCCGACUCGGAGUGCGAGCAGGAGGUGCUCAACACGGACUACGUCGGCGGCGUGAGCAAGUCCCACAGACAGGGCCAUCAAGGGGGUGUGGUGGAAGACACCACGUUCAGCGAUCUUCUGGAAAUGAACAUCAACUUUGCCCCGGGAUCCAUGGAGGUGGGCGAGUUGCGGACGGAGGAAGUCACGCCCGAGGUGGAGGAGUGUUUUCGGGGUUUUGAGCGCCAAAUGAUGAGCCACGUGAGCCACAGCAACGUGAGCCACAGCAACGUGAGCCACAGCAACGUGAGCCACAACUCCAUGCUCGGAAGCUAUCCGAUCCAGAGCCACUGUGGAUCCAUAGGCCAGAGCCUAGGGUAUUUCGCCAGUGAGGAACUGACUGAGGUGGAAAAAGGGACCAUUCAUGAUGAGCGGGAGCAGGAACAGAAGCAAGAGCAGGAACAGAAGCAAGAGCAGGAACAGGAGGAGCAGAUGGAGGAGGGUAAUGAAGAACAGAGCAACGAACAGCCCGUGACUGAACAGUCGGAGUCUGUUAGUGGAAGCGAGGAGGGUCAGGAGGUUGAGGCAAGUGAAGCUGGUGUUCUAGCUGUCAUUGAAGAUGAAGUUGGAGAGAAUGGCGAGCCUGGUGGAGCGGGCGAUUCUUCUCAUGCCAUUGAAAUCACAUCUACUAGUCCUUCCAAGAUCGAGAUUGCUAUUGAAGAUGAAGAUGAAGGUGAAGAUGAAGAUGAAGAUGAAGAUGAAGAUGAAGGUGAGGCUGAAGUAGACGAAGAGGCAGAAGAAGUCGAAGACGAGCUAGAAGCCGAGUCAGAGACUACGCCAAAGGUUUCUGCGUCCGAAAACGAGUUCUCACACACAUCGCACUUUGAAACUCCAGCAGCUGAGACACCAAAACACGACGAGGAGGUUAUCGCAGUUGAAGCCGAUCAAGACGUGUCCAUGAUGAACGUGAGCAUGGACCGAACCAACCACGAUGUGAGCAUGGCAGAAACAACUGCAGUGGUCAACACCACUAGUGGAGAUACUACUGUCACAGACGAAGCUUCUACAGCUCUAACAGCACCCACUACACACACACAUGCAGAAGACACUGCAUCGCAGGCUACUGUUUCGCGUGAGUCGUCAGCCCAAGUUGGAGCAACUCUCGGAACAAGUGCUAAGCCCGAAGAAACAGAAGGAGAUACAACAGUCACUGUGACGGCCUCUGCUACUCCAGAGAACACAGGUAUGGACGAGGGUCCUCCUGUCCUAUCUCUCUUGGACGUAGAUGGUGAUGUCCAUAUGGAGAUGCAAGAGGCCAAUGGUGAGGUUAAUGAGCGCGAUACACAUGGGGAGGAUACACAUGAGGAGGAGGAGGAGAUGACAGGGGAGGACGGCGACGAGCUGGCAGAUGGCGAAGACUACGAUAUGGCAGGCGAAGCAGACGAGCAACCACAGAAACAGACUAUUACAGAGACUGCUCCAACAGUGUCACCGGUUGCAUCUUUCCCAGCACUUCCCAUGAACACAGCUAGACUUACUCGGGAACACAAGACGAUUCCCGGUGAGGUAACACCAGAAGCCAAAUUGAUUCCAGGUGAAGUUCCUGGUGAGAAGCGUCUCAUUCCUGGUGAGAAGCCUGUUGCCGGUUCUACGAAGAAGCCCAUCCCAGGAGAGAUUCUAUCUGCCAAACGACCUCUUCUUGACGAGACUCCCGUGUCUCGAUCAGCUCCCACUGUUGCCACAUCUAAACUCAUUCCUGGAGAGGUUCCUCGAAACACAUCAUCAUCAUCAUCUGCAUCGAAGAUUCUUCAGCCGACACCACGAGUGGCAUUGUCAAUGAAGCCUCCGGAGUCGCUGGUUUCGAGUGUUCGAGCAUCGUCUCAGCCUCCUCGUCAGCUGACUCCCAUUCCCAAUCUUUCGCAUUCCGACGCUCUUCCAGAAGACCCUACCGACCAGGCUCGACAGGCUCUGGCUCGAAAAAGACCUCUCCCCAAGCGUCCCCAGGGCCGUAAGAUCUCUCACGAGACCACUCUGGAGCUGCAGAACUUCGAGUUGUCUUGCAAGGGUCUUUCUGAUCACUAUCGGCUUCUGGACAAGGUUGGCGAGGGUACUUUCUCCUCAGUCUACCUUGCCGAAGACAUUCAUUACGACCUCAAGCGUGAAUUUGCUGCUCGGAAGAAGCAGAACCAGUCGUCCAGCCACUGGAAGUCUCCCCCUUUGAACUCCAAGAAGCGGAUUCGAUUGCUGGAGCGUUCAAACACAGAUAUCCAUCGGGGUCCACUUGUGGCCAUCAAGCGCAUCUACGUGACGUCUUCGCCCAAACGAAUUCUUAACGAAAUCAAGAUUCUUGACGCGCUCUCAGGCUACGACAAUAUAUCGCCACUGUUAAAGGUGAUGCGCCAUGAGGACCAAAUUCUCGCGGUACUGCCGUACUUUGAGCAUCAGGAUUUUCGGUCGCUGUACAAAACCGGCUCCAAGACGGACAUCCGUAUUUAUAUUACCCAGCUGUGCCAGGCCCUCAAGUUUGUGCAUUCCAAGGACAUCAUCCACCGAGACAUCAAGCCUACCAACUUCCUCUACGACCGUCACCGACGGUACGGGGUGCUGGUGGACUUUGGACUGGCAGAAGUGCAGUCAUUUUCGACGUCCAAUCCCUGUGUGUGUGUUUCUCAGGAAAACCAGAAACGUAUUUUGGGCUCGGCGUGGGAGCUCAAGCCCAAGGGCUCAUACGAGAAGAACGACGUGCGGUCUGGCCGGCGAAGCAACCGAGCAGGUACUCGAGGCUUUCGAGCCCCCGAGGUGCUGUUCAAGUGCACCUGCCAGACGACCCAGAUCGACAUGUGGUCCGUGGGCGUGAUCUUGCUGUCAUUCCUGUGCAAGACUCUGCCUUUCUUCAUGUCGCACGACGAUGCUGAUGCUCUGGUGGAGCUAUGCAGCAUUUUUGGCCGCCAGGCUAUGCACCAGACGGGUCUUCUACAUGGUGCUUUUCUUGAGCUCCAGAUCCCCAAACUGCGAAGUACAGGCCUGCCGUUUGAGCGGGUUCUGUUACAGGCUGGAUGCCCCGAGGAGUGGGCUCGAGAUCCGGUGGUGAUUGAUUUUCUCAGCAACACCAUGAAGCUGGAUCACCACCAUCGGUUUUCCGCCGAGAAGGCUUUGGCCCAUGAGUUUUGCCAGCGUGCCUAUGAGGAGGAUGAUUACGUAGACGUAUAA
Messenger RNA from Yarrowia lipolytica CLIB122, 3336 nucleotides. RefSeq lists its product as uncharacterized. Gene Ontology annotation, biological process: mitotic DNA damage checkpoint signaling; protein phosphorylation. NCBI's taxonomy places the organism in Eukaryota, Fungi, Ascomycota, Dipodascomycetes, Dipodascales. Gene Ontology annotation, cellular component: nucleus. Gene Ontology annotation, molecular function: ATP binding; protein serine/threonine kinase activity. The record is from RefSeq and is a predicted model, not a curated record.